Messenger RNA from Myzus persicae (green peach aphid), 906 nucleotides. Its product is annotated as zinc finger BED domain-containing protein 1-like. NCBI's taxonomy places the organism in Eukaryota, Metazoa, Arthropoda, Insecta, Hemiptera, Aphididae. The transcript has a single exon. Gene Ontology annotation, molecular function: DNA binding. Bases 1 to 906 code for a protein of 301 amino acids. The record is from RefSeq and is a predicted model, not a curated record.
AUGGAGAAGAAAAGUAGUGACAUCUGGAAUCACUUUUCAGUGAUAAAUAAUGAGAAGGCAAAGUGUUCAUACUGUUCAAAUCCAAUUUCGUAUAAAGGGAGUUCAACUACAAAUUUAACCAAACAUUUAAAAAGGAAACACUAUGUACAAUACGAAGCUAGAAAAAUUCCACGUUUAGAAAUGGUAGAGCAAAAUUUAGAUGAACAUGAACCUAACGAGAAAAGACCACAAACCUCACAACCUCAAACUUUAAGUUGUCAACCUUCCACAACGAUCAACAUAAAUACAAAAAAAACACGCCCAUUACAAACUCGAUUAGAUUCAUAUAUUAUGAAACCAAUUUCUCUAAAUAAACAAAAAAUACUCGACGAACAGUUAGCAAUUAUGAUUGCAAAAGAGUUUCAACCAUUUAGUUUGGUGGAAAAUGAAGAAUUUAAAAAAUUCGUUCAUCUAUUAAAUCCUGGGUACAAAUUACCAUCUAGAAAAACAGUAUCAAAAUCAUUAUUACCACAGCUACUCAAUGAAACUAAAGAAAGAGUGAAAAAUAAUUUAAAUAAUGCUCAAUUUAUAGCGUUUACUACUGAUGGUUGGACCUCAAUAAAUAAUGAUAGCUUUGUUGCCGUGACCGUUCAUUUUAUUGAUACAACAGAAUGUGUUUUAAAGUCUUUUUUACUUGGGUGUUUUAAUUUUGAAAAAUCACAUUCUAGUAAUAAUUUUUCGGUGUUUUUAAAAGAUUGUUUUAAUGAAUGGAAUAUUAGUGAAAAAAUUAAGGUUGCUGUCACUGACAAUGCGGUAAAUAUAACAGCAGCAAUCAAAAUGAAUAAAAACUGGCGUCAUAUACCAUGUUUAGCUCACACAAUAAAUUUAAUUGCUCAAACUGGACUAGAAGAAAUAAACCACGUAUAA